AUGAGUCGCCGCCAACGAGAUGGGGCCAUCAAUCGGGCAACCAAAGGAAUUGGCGGUCUCAUAGGCCUUGCGGUCGAGGCGCAUGCCCAACACAAGAACAAAAAGUCAAGCACAGUUGUCACGCGACAUGAUGCCCUUGAGGACGCCAACGGCGCAACGAGGAGCGCAACACUCGGUAGUCAACAUGAAGUCCGGAAGAUCGACGAACAAGAAUCACUUUCCGACGAAGACGACGAAGAUGAGGAGGAUGCUUACGCCCUCGAAUCCAUCCUUCCACCAUCGUACGAUGAAGCAAUCUCUCCGAGCUCUUCUAGCACGACCCCAUUCACGACCAUAAAACCCCUCCCAUAUCCCAUAAUCCUGCCUCAGCGUCGCCCCCACCGUUCUUCGCGAGGGUUCAUUCGAGCAUACGCCCCUAUCCUCCAAACCCACAAAAACAUCUCUCAGACCACCUUUCUCCAAUUCCUCAAGGAUUUCCAACAGUCCUCACGUGCCUCCCCCGUGUUCCACGCAAUCAACAUCGGCGCCAUAGCCGCCGGGUUUGCCCCCAGCAUGAUUGCCAUGGCCGUAGGCAUGGGUGUGCAAUUUGGCGCGCAGCAUGCCAUGGCCAUUCAGGAGAGGGUGAGAACAAACAAUUUCCUCGACAAGGCGAACAGGGACAUGUUUUGGCCCGUGGGGCUGCAUGCGAUGAUCACGACUUUUUCACCCGCUCAAUCUAACCAACGAAUCCUGGACGUCGACACGGGCCGUCCACUUCCCUCAUCUGCCGGCGGAACAACAGACCGACGUGAACUCGCGAUUCCCCAAUCCGCACCGCUGAUCUUCCCAGAUGUCGACGAAGAAGUAGCAGGUGACAACAACGGCCAACAGCCAGCGUCGUCUUGGAAGCGGGGAUCAAAGUUCGUUAACUCGUACUUUGAUAGACGCGCCCAAGCCGCUUAUCCCGACACGUACGCCGAUUCAAAUGCCCAACAGACAUUCACCAGCCGCUACAGCGACCCAAACCAUCCCGCAAACUCGGGAAGUCCUCUCGCCCUCCUGACAGGUGGCAUCAUUAACCCCAGAGGCGACCAGGGCGGGCUGCUCUCGACAGCAAGGGACCUCAGGCGAUCAAGCUCACACAAGGACGAGGGAUUGUUGAUGCGGCUAGCACGGACUGUCUCGGAUGCUUCUGCUUCUCGAUCUCAACCCCAUCAUAAUUCUCCCGACUCGGAAGACCGUGCCACUGGCUAUCCAUCAUCCCGCGACAGCGCUGACCGGCGGCCCCAUCGUCGUCAACGACGUGACCGCCGCCGCGAACGGUCUGGGAGCCCACAAGGAGCACAUGGAGCAGCGCAAGGCAGUUCCGAUGGUGGACGCGGCGGACUCAGGCAAGUGCUCAGACAAGUCCCCUCGAUGCAGCAGGGCGUGCUGUACCUCGUCAUCGCCGAGAUUCCAGACUCGGUGAAAGAGGAAAUGGCGCGCACAAGACAAGGGUAA
Molecule: messenger RNA, 1479 nt
Organism: Fonsecaea multimorphosa CBS 102226
Lineage: Eukaryota; Fungi; Ascomycota; Eurotiomycetes; Chaetothyriales; Herpotrichiellaceae
Exons: 1
Coding region: 1-1479 (492 amino acids)
Source: RefSeq, a predicted model, not a curated record